Molecule: messenger RNA, 1748 nt
Organism: Chiloscyllium plagiosum (whitespotted bambooshark)
Lineage: Eukaryota; Metazoa; Chordata; Chondrichthyes; Orectolobiformes; Hemiscylliidae
Source: RefSeq, a predicted model, not a curated record
AUGGUUGAGCUCAAGGUAGGGAGUAACACUGAACCAACUGAGUGCAGUGUCCUUUCUGUUCUCUGUUAUUUCUCUAUUAGUUAUGAUCACCUGUCACAGGUGUUAACCAGGAUGUUGGAUGAGAGACCUGACAAUGCUGUGGACAUCAUUGAAGACAUCAGCAAGAAGGUGAAACGGUCUCAGUUCUCCAAGAAAAUGGAUACUCUUCGUGACGAGUAUGAGAAUUCAAUGGCGUACGGUCUGGCUGAGGUUCAGAAAUCUCUCUUUGUGAAGACAGUCGAGACAGAAGAAGGGGCGGCAGCAGAUCACGAGGAGGAAGUGACGGAUACACCCCUACCCAAUAUCAUGGAAAUGGCCUAUUACUUUGAGCAGGCGGGAAUUGGCCUCAGCAGCGAUGAGAUGUACCGCAUCUUUCUGGCACUGAAGCAACUGGUGGAAGCCCAUCCACUGCAGAAGUGCCGGUUCUGGGGGAAGAUCUUAGGAAUCAAUGGGAAUUAUAUUAUAGCUGAGGUGGAUUUCCGUGAGGGGGAGGAGGAUGCAGAGGAGUUGGGAGAAGAGGAGGACGCAGAGGGAAAGGAAGAUGAUAAAGAGGACUUUGAUCGAACUGAGGAGGAAGAAACAGAAGAACCUGAAGACAAGCCUCCAGAGUCAACAUAUAAACCCCCACCAGUCAUCCCAAAAGAAGAAAAUCGCUCCGGCACCAACAGGUACACUUACUUUGUUUGCAGUGAACCAGCCAAGCCAUGGGUAAAGCUGCCCCCUGUUACACCAGCACAGAUCACAGUAGCCAGGAAGAUCAAGAAAUUCUUCACCGGCAACUUGGAUGCGCCCGUCAUCAGUUAUCCACCGUUUCCUGGUAACGAGAUGAGUUACCUGAGGGCGCAGAUUGCUCGGAUAUCUGCUGGCUCUCAGAUCAGCCCACUGGGAUUCUAUCAGUUUGGAGAUGAAGAGGAGGAGGAGGAGGAAGGGUCAGUGAGGGAUAAUUACGAGGAGAAUCCAGAAUUUGAGGGAAUUGCUACAGCAGAGCUGUUGGACACCAUGGCCAACUGGGUCCAUCACACACAACACAUCCUCCCACAGGGCCGUUGUGUUUGGUUUAAUCCUGUUCAGAAAAAGGAGGAGGAUUUUGAGGAAGAAGAAGAGGAAGAAGAGAGAGAGGCACCAGACGAGCCAGAACCAGAGGUGGGACCACCGCUCCUCACUCCACUCUCUGAGGAUGCAGAGGUCAACAAUAUCCCUCCCUGGGCUGUCAAACCUUCAUCCAUCCUGAUCCCCCAGUACGCCAGUGCUUUGGUCCGAUCCAACCUGUGGCCAGGGGCCUACACCUUUGCGAUCGGAAAGAAAUUUGAGAAUGUUUAUUUUGGCUGGGGCCAUAAGUACAGCCCGGAAAACUACAGCCCUCCCUCAGCCCCACUGGUGCAAGCAGAGUAUGCCAGCGGUCCCGAUAUCACCGAGGUAGACGACCCGACGGUGGAAGAGGAGCAGGCUCUGCGAGCCGCAUUGGAGGAACGACUAGCAGCAGCAGAGGAGGCUGAGGAGGAGGAGGAGGAGGAAGAGGAGGAAGAUGACGAGGACAACUAAUUAAAGAAGGAUUCCCCUAUACAAAUAACUUUGACACUUUCUUUUCUCUGUAUUUUAUAUGAACCUUUUGAUACUCGCUGCUCCCCUCAUAUUUCAAAGAACACUAAGUUUGUAAAUGAAUUUCUUAUAACUGCAUAGAGGAUAAUAAAAGAUUCUUUUUAAACUGC